AGUCAACAUGUAUCACAUAUUUCAGAUUUACCGAAAAAGUUUCAAGGCAUUGGGGUUGAAGAAGAAAAUUCUGAUAGCAGUCGUCUUUGGUUGCUUAGUAAUUAUACUAUCAUUCUCAAACAACUUCAACAACCAAAUUCUUAAUGAUACAACCAAAGAUAUAGAAGAAUCCGAAAGACCGGUGGAUAAACUUAUAGGAGGGCUUUUAACUGCGGAUUUCGAUGAAAGUUCUUGCUUGAGUAGGUAUCAUAAACAUUUCUUGUACCGCAAGCCAUCCCCGUAUAAGCCUUCUGAAUAUCUCGUCUCUAAGCUUAGAAGCUAUGAGAUGCUUCACAAACGUUGCGGUCCAGAUACAAAAGCUUACAAAGAAGCAACAGAGAAACUUAGUCGCGAUGAGUAUUAUGCAAGCGAAGCAAAUGGUGAAUGUAGAUACAUUGUGUGGGUCGCAGGUUACGGGCUUGGAAAUAGAUUACUUACUCUUGCUUCUGUGUUCCUCUACGCUCUCUUGACCGAGAGAAUCAUUCUUGUUGACAACCGCAAGGAUGUUAGUGAUCUCUUAUGCGAGCCAUUCCCAGGUACUUCAUGGUUGCUUCCUCUUGACUUUCCAAUGUUGAAUUAUACUUAUGCUUGGGGCUACAAUAAGGAAUAUCCUCGUUGUUAUGGAACAAUGGAGGAAAAUCAUUCCAUCAACUCGACUUCAAUCCCGCCCCAUCUAUACAUGCAUAACCUCCAUGAUUCAAGGGAUAGUGAUAAGUUGUUCAUCUGCCAAAAGGAUCAAAGUUUGAUCGACAAAGUCCCUUGGUUGAUUGUUCAAGCCAAUGUUUACUUUGUUCCAUCUUUAUGGUUCAAUCCAAAUUUCCAAACCGAACUAGUUAAGCUGUUUCCGCAGAAAGACACCGUCUUUCACCAUUUGGCUCGGUAUCUUUUUCAUCCGACAAAUCAAGUUUGGGAUAUGGUCACUAAGUACUACGAUGCUCAUUUAUCCAAAGCAGACGAGAGACUUGGGAUUCAAAUACGGGUUUUUGGCAAACCUUCUGGAUUUUUCCAACAUGUCAUGGACCAAGUCGUAGCAUGUACACAAAGGGAGAAACUGUUGCCUGAAUUUGCUACACAAGAAGAAUUAAAAGUCAACAUAUCGAAAACCCCGAAACUUAAAGCUGUUCUUGUGGCAUCUCUCUAUCCAGAGUACUCUGGCAACUUAACGAACAUGUUUUCGAAGCGACCAAGUUCAACAGGAGAAAUUGUUGAAGUUUAUCAGCCAAGUGGAGAAAGAGUUCAGCAAACAGACAAGAAGAUACAUGACCAAAAGGCGCUUGCUGAAAUGUAUCUUUUGAGCUUAACCGAUAACAUUGUCACAAGCGCAAGGUCUACAUUUGGAUAUGUUUCAUAUAGUCUUGGAGGAUUAAAGCCAUGGUUACUUUAUCAGCCAACAAAUUUCACAACUCCUAAUCCGCCGUGUGUUCGAUCCAAGUCGAUGGAGCCAUGUUACCUUACUCCUCCGUCUCAUGGAUGUGAAGCUGACUCGGGAAAAAACUCGGGGAAGAUUCUUCCUUUUGUUAGGCAUUGUGAGGAUAUUAUGUAUGGGGGGCUUAAGCUAUAUGAUGAAUUUUAGUUCUUGUUUAUACAUCUCAUUUCAUUGGAUUAUUGAGUUUUAAAAUCAAAGGAGAAAUGCUAUCUUUGUUUACAAUU
Messenger RNA from Arabidopsis lyrata subsp. lyrata, 1689 nucleotides. RefSeq names its product probable fucosyltransferase 5. The transcript has 2 exons. Lineage: Eukaryota; Viridiplantae; Streptophyta; Magnoliopsida; Brassicales; Brassicaceae. Gene Ontology annotation, biological process: xyloglucan biosynthetic process; cell wall biogenesis. Gene Ontology annotation, cellular component: membrane; Golgi apparatus. Bases 8 to 1612 code for a protein of 534 amino acids. The record is from RefSeq and is a predicted model, not a curated record. Gene Ontology annotation, molecular function: galactoside 2-alpha-L-fucosyltransferase activity.